Molecule: messenger RNA, 3265 nt
Organism: Daphnia pulex (common water flea)
Lineage: Eukaryota; Metazoa; Arthropoda; Branchiopoda; Diplostraca; Daphniidae
Product: galactosylgalactosylxylosylprotein 3-beta-glucuronosyltransferase P-like
Exons: 8
Coding region: 1218-2369 (383 amino acids)
Biological process (GO): carbohydrate metabolic process; chondroitin sulfate proteoglycan biosynthetic process
Cellular component (GO): Golgi membrane
Molecular function (GO): galactosylgalactosylxylosylprotein 3-beta-glucuronosyltransferase activity
Source: RefSeq, a predicted model, not a curated record
UUAUGAAAACAGCCCGGCCAAAAUUCCCAAUUUGCUGAACUGUCGUUUCUUUACGGCCUACGGUGGUGUGGCGGUGGUGUGCGCAUCAAGGGAUUUCUUUACAGUUCGGUACUGUUGCUAGGGCUUCCUUGUCACACGGCCAAACGACGUCAACGUGCUGGCGCUCCCGCUCCUACCUCUUUGAUGUUGGUUGCCGGGCACUAAUUUCCCAUACUGGUUCAUUUCACCGCGUUUCUAUUUAAUAAACAUGUUUUUUUUUUUCUAAAAACAAAAAAAAAAAACAAAACAGGAAACGGACCAGAGGUCUAUCAACACCGAUGGAAAUGAAACCAAAACGCGGAAACAGUUAACUGCGUUUAUAGGUUAACGGAGGAUCUUAUUGUGGGUUUCAUACAAAUUUUUACUUUUAUCUGGAGUGAUAUGGAGGGGGUCUCAUAAUAACUUACGAACGAUUUGAUACUCAAAUAAUUCCAAUCCAACAGCGAACGUCGAGCGCGGGUGAGAAAACCGCCUUUUUUUGUUUUUUGAGCGGUUUGAAUUUAGGGGGAAGUGGAAGGGGGUCGAUUUUUAAUCAUUUCUAUCGAUACCUUAGACGAGUGUGUCGUCUGCUUUCAUUUUUUGAGAAGUUUCAGAUCACGUUUUGAGAAAUGUACGUGGUUGCACGAAAAAUAGGGCAAGAAAUAAGAUUACAAAAAUGUGAUCUUCGUGUCAACUGGUGUAGCCGCUCUCCACUCUAUGCUGUCUAGCAGGUAAAUAUAACAAAGAAAACAAAUGGAAAUUUAAAAGAGUUAAACCUGAACUUCAAAUUUGUGAAAUGUUAGUGCCAUGGCAGUUUGUUUGCACUGAGUAACCUAUUCCUUUGUGCAGAUUUCAAGCCUGAGCCAGCCAUCAUAACCACAAGCUAUGCAAGUUUUGCUGGUGCUGGUAUUGCCAAAAGCUGUCAUCUGCAACGAUCUCAGAAUCAUCACUUGGUUGGAUAAACAGCAUCCCAUUAGAGAAACUACCGAUGUCGUUCGAGUUACAGAUCUCUUCUUCCCCAUCCUGUAAAUGUCCUUUACCUUCGUGUACGCCCAUUUCUGUGUGGGGGUAUUCACGAGUCUGAAGACCUUUUUUGUUAUCCCGCCUGGUGUAACAUUCAACUUUCCAACAGAUGGAGCAAUUGUGAAUUGCUGGCUUUAUUUCCCAGGCUUAAAGAAUCAUAGAGAUCGAGGGUGAAGAUGGUUCCGCGAGCGCCGCUCUCUAAACUGGCGGCCGGCCUCUUCUUCAUCAGUUUCCUCAUUUACGUAGUCAUCAUCACUCGGCUGGAAGGCGGCCAGUUUGGCCAUGUUGCUGAUCCGGCUUCCUUCAGUUCCCGAAUGCUCAUGAAUCAUCCGGCCAGCGGUUCGGGAGAUGGCAGCAUUCUACACGAAACCAUCUCAAAUUCAGGUGUCAUCACUGCUAUUGACAAUAUGGUCAACCAAAUUGGCACGGCAGGGACGGAAUUGACCGAAAAUCGGGUCAAAGAUAUCAGUAAUGAAAUCGCAAAGCAGAUCGCCGAUUACGUCGUCCAGAAACUCGGCAAAACCGCCACAAACAGCAAUGUGUGCUACGGCUGCUGGAAGCACGGCAACACCACCGAUUUGCCCGUUAUCUAUCUGGUGACACCGACUUACAGGAGACCCGAACAGAUUCCGGAUCUGACACGAUUGGCCCAGACGCUGCUCAACGUGCCAGCCGUCCACUGGAUCGUCGUCGAAGAUAGCAGCACUCUCUCCCCUGCCAUCGCUUCCCUUCUGAAACGCUAUGGAAUACCACAUACGCAUCUUAAAGCUCAAAUGCCUGAAAAAUAUAAAAAAUCGAAGCUCAAGCCACGAGGGGUCGCCAACCGGAACGCGGCGCUCGACUGGGUGCGUAGCAAUUGCAAAUCGGGCGUGGUUUACUUUGCGGACGACGACAACACCUACGACAUCAGACUUUUCGAAGAGAUGCGGUUCACCAAGAAAGUGUCGAUGUGGCCAGUGGGGCUUGUGACCAAAGUUGGCUUGAGCUCGCCCGUCGUUAACGAGAAAGGCGUCGUCGUCGACUUUUUUGACGGCUGGAUGGCCAAUCGAAAGUUCCCCGUGGACAUGGCUGGAUUCGCCGUCAGCGUGCAGCUCGUCCUCGAGAAAUCCGAUGUGUACAUGCCUUACGUUCCCGGUCACGAAGAGGACGGCUUCCUAAAGAAACUCGAUAUCACGCCCGCUGAUAUUGAACCAAAAGCGGAUCGGUGCACUCAAAUCUUCGUUUGGCACACGCAGACCAAAUCCAACAGCCCGGCUAACAGGACAACGGCGGCCGGAAAACGGUACAAAGGAACGAACAUUGACAUGUUGCAGGAAUGGAUCGUCUGAGAUUGGCGCUUCCCGGUGCCGCCGAACUCAAAUUGCUGCUCGCGUGUUUAUCUGAAUGUGUGAGUGUGUGUUAGCGUGUGUGGGUGUGUGUUGAGAAAAAGAAAAAAGUUGAAAGAGAAAUCAUCUUUUCCAUAUCUCACGGAGGUGAUGAAAAUAAGACCGUCGUGACGAAUAGAGAGAGAGAGAGAGAAGGAGAGAAAAGGGUAUUAUACAUAUAUAUACGAACGAGCAGAUUUUGUGCGUGAUAUGCGGUUUCCAGAUUCUAUCUGAUGUCGCAAAAGCAGACCCCCUCCUCACUAUUAGCCCCAUACCAAAUCCGCAGGAGCAAGCCAUUCGUCUUCCCACUGCUCUCUCAUUCUCUUUUUAUCGAUUCUUACAUAUAUAUACGCUGCCGUCUCUCAUUCACUUACGCCCUGCAUCUUUUCUCGUUCCGCUGUUCUUCCUUUCCAUACAUCCACCAUAUCUCAUUUAAACUGGAACUCGGUCCGUCGGGGGGUGGGUUUCCAAUUUUUUAACUCUUUUAAAAAAGAAAUUAAUUCAUCCUCUGGUUCCUUAUUGAAUAGCCUUUAUAUCUUGUACUAUAUAUUCUAUCUGUCCUUGUAGCUCUUCAGCCAAGUCCUCACAUCUUCAAUAGAUUCCCCCCCCCCCUGUCCCUGCUGACACUGCAGUACUUCCCAUUCAACCCCCUUUGGAACAUGUUCAAAAAGUGUCUCCUCCUUCAUCCCUCUAUUAUUCAGUGUGCCUAUACAUGUACAUAUUUCCCUACAUGCAGUUUUGCGACAUUUUUGGGCUUCUUCUUCUUUUUGAUAUGACAGUAUAUCUACCUGUAGUCUUCUACCAAUGCAUGAUAUUGAAAUAUAUUCAAAGUGAAGCUUGGAAUUCACAAUCCAAAAACA